AUGAGUUCACGUACAAGACGGUCCUCAAUUGAUUCUCAAGAGCAGCAGAUCAUAGAAGAGAAAAUUGCCAAAGUAAACGGAGAAAUAUCGGUCAAAUCCUACUCUAAGGGGAAGUUCCUUGGAAAAGGAGGCUUUGCUCGAGUAUACGAAUUAUUAUGUCUCGAUACCAAACAAUUAACUGCUGCAAAGCUAAUUACUAAAGAAUCCCUAUCAAAGGCUCGAGCACGUCAAAAGCUAAUGAGUGAAAUAAAAAUUCACCGAGCCCUCCAUCACCCAAAUAUUGUUCAUUUUGAACAUUUUUUUGAAGACGGUGAAAACGUUUACACCUUUUUAAAAUGAAUAAAAGCAUUGCUAAUGAUUAUUAAAUAAUACAUCUAGUCAUUAAAAAGGCUAAACUGGUAUACAUCCUUCUUGAGCUCUGUGCAAAUCAAACAUUAAGUGAGCUUAUGAGAAGAAGAAAAAGAUUAACUGAAAUAGAGGCUCAAUGCUACUUACAACAAACCAUUUCAGCAUUGAAAUACCUGCACUGUCAUAGAGUAAUUCAUAGAGAUAUCAAAUUAGGAAACCUCUUUUUGACUGAUAAAAUGGAAUUAAAACUUGGAGAUUUCGGGCUUGCAACCAAACUUGAGCACGAUGGAGAAAGAAAGCGAACAAUUUGUGGGACUCCUAACUAUAUUGCUCCAGAAAUCUUGGACGGGAAACAAGGGCAUUCAUAUGAAGUUGACAUAUGGAGCUUGGGAGUUUUGGCUUAUACUUUAUUGGUAGGAAAGCCACCAUUUGAGACAGCUGAUGUAAAAACUACGUAUAGAAGAAUAAAAAUGAAUGCUUAUAAUUUUCCUGAUCAUGUCCCUGUUUCAGAUGAGGCUAAAGCUCUUAUAUCGUCAAUCCUUAUAAAUGAUCCUUUGAAGCGCCCUUCAUUAGACGACAUAUUGGAAAGCCCGUUUUUUACAAAAAAUAGCUUUCCAAAGCUUCUCCCAGCUAGCACUUUGGCAGUUCCUCCUUCAUCUUCUUAUCUGCGGCAAUUUGAGCAGACAGCUCCUCAGCUGACCAGAACUGCUACUGAAGACUCAAGCACAAGCAAGCACUCUAGAAGGACAUCGUCCCAAACAAACUUAGAAAUAGCCACACUCACCAAAGGAAUCUCCAGAGGAAGCUCAAGAGACAGAGAGUCAGCCCCAAAUACAAACGAGAAAAAAAUAGCUUCAUCCAGCUCUUAUAUUCCUCCAGAAAAUGGAGAAGGACCAAAAAUAUGGGUAAAGCGAUGGGUUGACUAUUCAAGCAAAUAUGGACUUGGAUAUUUAUUAUCAAAUUACUGCACUGGAGUCUAUUUCAAUGACUCCACCAAAAUUAUUGCUGAUCCCUGUGGAAGCUAUUUUCAAUAUAUUCAUAGACCGCAAACCGCCAAGUCAGAAGAAGUGAGCUUGCAUAGUUUUAAAGAUUACCCUAGCGACCUGCAAAAGAAAGUUACAUUGCUGUUGCAUUUCCGCAAGCACUUGAUCGAUGAUGAUACCAUUCAGGAAACAAAGAUGAGCCACCCUUUGACUUAUGUGAAGAAAUGGCUAGCAACUUCUCAUGGAAUUAUUUUCAGACUCAGCAAUAAGAUUGUGCAGGUAAGCUUCCAGGAUAAAACAGAGCUUUUGCUUUGUAGUGAAAGCAAGAUUGUGUCUUAUGUGAGCAAGAAAGGAGAAAGAAAUACGUAUCCGUUAAGCUCAGCAAUGGACUGUGCAAACAGCGAAAUGGUAAGAAGACUAAGGUAUACCAAAGAAGUCUUGACAAGUAUGCUCCAACCACGAUGUGCAGGAACUGGAGAAUAUAGACCGAAGACGACGGAGCGAGAUUUAUAG
Molecule: messenger RNA, 1844 nt
Organism: Blepharisma stoltei
Lineage: Eukaryota; Ciliophora; Heterotrichea; Heterotrichida; Blepharismidae
Source: the annotation of a GenBank genome assembly